Molecule: messenger RNA, 3145 nt
Organism: Salvelinus fontinalis (brook trout)
Lineage: Eukaryota; Metazoa; Chordata; Actinopteri; Salmoniformes; Salmonidae
Gene: ak8
Product: adenylate kinase 8
Exons: 14
Coding region: 102-1631 (509 amino acids)
Biological process (GO): nucleoside triphosphate biosynthetic process
Cellular component (GO): cytoplasm
Molecular function (GO): nucleoside diphosphate kinase activity; ATP binding; AMP kinase activity
Source: RefSeq, a predicted model, not a curated record
UGUAGUGUGUAGUACAUGAUUGACAACGAAGCACUGUGGUCUCAGAAUGUUGUCUUGAGUCGAACCAACAAUCAACGAGCGUUCUGACGUUGCUGGGCAACAUGACACCAAUUACGUUUUCCUUAGCAACAUGUGAAUGGGUCUUGGCAAGCGACUUGGAUUCAUGUUAUAAGCGGACUGCAAAUCACCUUAUUGCAAUGGAUGAAACGGCAAAACCACUAAGAAUUCCACCUGAAAUGGCUAUUUAUGCAGAGAAGCAUGAAAUAUUUGAUUUAGUCCAGACAUUGGUGACGAAUCUUAUGGUUGAUAAGCCAGAGGAUCCCAUCCAGUAUCUAAUCGUUCUUCUCAAAAGGGGCAGUGUUGAGGUACCCAGAGUGAUGUUGUUAGGUCCACCUGCAUCAGGGAAAAGAACUGUUGCCAGGAAGCUGUGUGAACACACUCAAGUGAUCCAUAUUACAGACAGCAACAUUCUGAAGGAAGACACUGACCUAACAAAGAAGGCACUACAGUACAAAGCCAAGCAACAGGAAAUCCCAGGUGACCUUUGGAUCAAGUUGAUUCAGCAACGGCUGUCGAAAAUAGACUGUGUCCGACGGGGUUGGGUGUUGGAGGGGAUACCUCAGACACGAGAGGAGGCCCUGUCCCUACAGGAGGCUGGAGUUGCCCCAAAUCAUGUUGUGUUGCUGGAGGCACCCGAUGCAGUACUGAUUGAACGGAGUCAGGGCAAGAGAAUAGACCCUGUCACAGGAGAUGUGUACCACGUCACGUUCAUUUGGCCCGAGGACAAGGAAGUGGUGCAGCGGUUAGAGCGCCUGAAGGCCGUGUCAGAAAAGCAGCUUGUCGCCCAGCUGAUGCAGCACCAUCGCGAGGUUCACGCCCUUCGCAAGACCUACCGCAACUGCCUGAAGGUCAUUGAUGCCGACCAACCGCAUGUGGACGUAUUUGACCAAGUGCUGACGUACAUUCUUUCGCGGCACUGUUCUGUGGCCCCUCACACCCCCAGGGUCCUCCUCUUUGGGCCCCCUGGCUCAGGCAAGAGUCUGCUGGCGAAACUUAUCUCUCAGAAAUACAACAUUGUCAAUCUUUGCUGCGGUGAGCUUCUGGAGGCGGUUUCUGCAGACGCGACCAAUAUGGGAGAACUCAUUAAACCUUACUUGGAAUCUGGACAGCAAGUGCCUGAUAGUAUGGUGCUGCAGAUCCUGACAGAGCGUCUCAGCAGGCUGGACUGUACCACACGGGGCUGGGUGCUGCAUGGCUUCCCCAGAGACCUGGAGCAGGCAGAGAAACUCCAGGAGUCCAACUUCAUCCCCAGCAGGGUCUUCUUUUUGGAGAUGACAGAUGACGUGGCCAUCGAGAGAGUCACUCUGAGGUCAAUCGACCCUGUCACCGGGGAGAGAUACCACUCACUGUAUAAGCCAGCCCCCAGUCCUGAGGUGCAGACCCGUCUGCAGUUCAAUCCCAAGGACUCCGAGGCCCAACUGCUCCGGCAGCUAAAGGAGUACUGGGCAAAUGCUUCCUCCCUGCAGGACCUCUACCCUGAGGCGGUGCAUAUCAACGCUGACCAGGACCCACACACCGUCUUUGAGUCCCUAGAGAGUCGUCUAGUCGGACGUCUUCAAAACGACGCCUGAAUUCUAAUCGAGACACCCACCCACCAUCAUGAUUUUUACGUUAACACGAGCGGAGUGAAGAUCCUUUUUAUUUAGUAUAACGUAUUGGGAUCUUAAUUGUAGAAAUAAAAGGAGUUUAUUGUUCAAACCCACUGAAGCCGUCAUCGUUGUCAUUUGUUUCCGCAUCCACUUUGUCUGUGGCCUCCUGACCAGUGGUGUAAAGUACUUAACUUCUUUUAAAUAUUUUAAAGUACUACUGAAGUAGUUUUUUGGGGUAUCUGUACUUUUUUAACUUUUACUUCACUACAUUCCUAAAGAAAAUAAUGUAGUUUUUACUCCAUACAUUUUCCCUGACACCCAAAAGGACUUGACAGGAAAAUGGUCCAAUUCCCACACUUAUCAAGAGAACAUCUCUGAUCAUCCCUACUGCGUAAUAUCUGGCGGACUCACUAAACACAAAUGCUUCAUUUGUAAAUUAUGUCUGAGUGAUGGAGUGUGACCCUGGCUAUCCGUAAACAAAAAAAAGAAAAGAAAAUGGUGCCGUCUGUUUUGCUUAAUAUAAGGAAUUUGAAAUGAUUUGUACUUUUACUUUUGAUACUUAAGUAUAUUUUAGCAAUUCAAUUUACUUUUGAUACUUAAGUAUAAUUAAAACCAAAUCCUUUUAGACUUUUACUGAAGUAGAAUUUACUGGGUGACUUUCACUUUUACUUGAGUAAUUUUCUAUUAAGGUAUCUUUACUUUUACUCAAGUAUGACAAUUGUACUUUUUUCACCACGCUCCUGGCCCUAAUCUUCACAAGGUGCACUGGUUAACUCUGCUUUAUUAACAUAUAGAAGUAAAACUGCUGCUUGGUUCAAGUCCUCUGUACAGGGGAGCCAUUAGUUAGCCAUCAGGGAGACUUAAGUGCAGCAGUUAAACAAAGAUGUUAAUAUGGCAGGUUUUACAAAGUCCCCAAAGACUGGUCCAGGCUGACUUCAUUACUGCAGAUGAGUUUGAACAUAAUAUGCAUCUCCUUUGAAUAUUUUAGUAGUGGGAUUUUUUUAUGUGGUGGUGUUUUGAAAGUUUGUACUCUAGAGUAAAGAAACCAGUUCCCAUGCCCUCUUUAUUUUUUGGUGUUCCACUAAUCAGUGUAGUUCUGAUUUAUUUAGUAGACAAGUCUAUGUUUUCAUAAUGUGGGGAAUUGCUUACUUGAUAUUUUAGUCUGUAGUGUAAAUGCAGACUACCUGUAAAUGCAGGUGAGAAGACAGACUUGUCCAUCUUAUCAUAAGUAUCAGAAUCUAUUUCAAAGCUCUGUAUUUGUUGUUGGUCUCAACUCAGAAAAUGGACUUGUCAAUCAAUUCAAACAAUACCACUACAAAGCACGUUUUCUGAAUGUAAGAACUUGCUCCAUAUUAUGAUGUUGCAUUUGUCGUGACUUUCAUUAAUGUGAUGUCUUAUUUAUCGAAUCAACUAUGUUUAAUUGUUCCCCGAUUUAAAUUAAUCAUGUAACAAUUAACUCAUUAGGAAUUUGGGGCACCGCGGAAGAGUUGUUUAUA